CAGGCUUCCUUUAACACUUAAUUUGACUCAUCUUAAGAGGAAAUCUACAGAUGGCUUAAAGUCGUCAGUUGUGAAUUUAGAGGUGUCUUCGCCUGGUGAUUACUAUAGUGUGAUCAUAUGACUUUGAAAGAGUGAAACUAACACUCAUCUAAAGUUGGUUGUUUAACUUUCUCACGGUCUACUCUUCCAACAUGGACUUUGUUUUGGUUUUUCCACUGAUACUUGCCUUGCUUUUCACCGGACAGUGUUACACUGAAGUUACAGGACAAGAGGAGGGUUCAUGUUAUGAUAGUUGCCGACCUGGGUAUUAUAAAGUCGGCGACUGUGCUCCUCCAGCUACAAAGGUCAAAUGUGAAAAAUGUGGUGAUGGCACAUACACAGCUGUAAACAACACAAGGUCACAUUGCCUGAGGUGUGAAGGAUGUAAGCAUUUUGAGGAGAUCAAAAAGAACUGCACCUUUAAUAGUAACGUGGAAUGUCGCUGUAAAGAGGGAUACUACGACUCCUCACCAAAGUCUGGCCAGACUGGAAUUAAUUGCAAGAAAUGCCCCUGUGAACCUUGUAAAGAGCCUUCCGACAACAAAAGGAACUGCCAGCCCUGCCAAAGUUGUUUGGACCCAGAAUGCAAGAUGAAAUGUACAACAAGUGCAUUUCCAAAUUCGACAGAUCUAUCUACAUCUGCAACCACAUCUGCAUCUCCAGCUGCAACUACAACCACAGCUUCAAACAACACAUCGAACCCUAUUACGAAACCAGUUCCACCUAACUUGAACGAAAUGCCCAUGCUGUUUCUGGUGGCACUUCUGGUGACAUUUCCGGUGUUCCUUUUGCUCCUACUGCUCUUCGCCAGGAAUCCAUUCAGAUACCCAAAUUGUCUUUGCUGGAGUGCAAAAAAAGAUCUGAAGCUGCCUGUUGAGCAGCCCAAAUUCAAUGAACAAAGCAGUCAUCAAGGCAGCAGCCCCAACUCGCUGACAAUUAACAUAUCUGAGGAAACACCCAUGAUGACUUGUAGUCAGAGUCCAGCCACGCCACAACAUCCAGCCCACAUCGCUUCUCUACUAUCAGACCACAAAGCUGUCCGACAAGAUGAGCAAUCAGAGCACUGGCCGGCUGUCAUCCUCUACGCGAUUAUCAAGGAGGUGCCCUUGCGUAGGUGGAAGGAGUUCUUGCGUCUGCUCUCGGUUGCUGAUCAGCAGCUGGAGCGAGUGGAGCUGGAGUCUGGUUUGGGUCUGGGCUCCAUUGAGAUGCAGUACCAGAUGCUGAGGCUGUGGAGCCAGCGCUCCUCUGCGAGCAUGAAUGACAUCUUCUCGGCCUUGCACUACAUGGAUUUAUCUGGCUGUGCCCAGCUGCUGCAGGAAAGCAUGGAAAAGUUGCAGUGGAGGCCUGAACUGAAGCAGGGUUUCACAGCCUGCAGAAGUUACACCGAUCAUGGCUUCAAUGGAGCAAUGCAGGAUACCUGAGGCACCUGUGGACACACGCACCACACUAUCAUACAAUGAGAGACAUCAGUGCUUCAAACAUGGAGGCCAGUUCCUAGAAGGGAUGUUACUUGCAGAAAUCUGCAUUCAUGUCAUAAAUGGCUCAUACCGAGUAAUGCAGAUGUAUAUUAUAGCUUAAAAGUUAAAUUACAUUGUAGAACACUGUGGAGAUCCUGAUAGGCGCAACUGCAAUUGAGGUAUAGCACUCCAGAUAAGUGUACAGUAUAAUGUCUCCUUUCUUGAGUCUUUAUCAGGUUGAGCUUUGGGUUGAUUUUACCUCCAAAUUUACACUUAAAAUGCAGAAUGUAACAAAGCUGCAGAACUGGAGAAGUGGCUUCUUCAAAUGCAUGCAACAACAACAACAGUAGCAUUUUUAAGAAGGGCAUCAUGGCUGGUUAACACUCAGAUAGAACUCUAGUAAUUUAGCUGGAGAUUUUUUUUUAAGGGAAAUACCCUUAUAUUACCUUUACUGUCAAAACACACCACUUAACCUCCAGCUUCUCAUGUGCCGUCUCUCAAAAGGCCAACAGUUGAGGGCUGUGGUUUUACAACAGAAUGGUGAAAUGUAAAUGUUUCUAACUCUUUGAUUGUGUGCAUAAGCAGAAAGAGGUGAAAAAGGAAGAACAAGUAAACUUCCUUGUUUUCAUUCUAAAGAAGAUGAUUUUAGUCAUUCCUCCAGAAAUCUGUGCUUAGUUUUUAACAUUUACCCAGUCAUAGUAAAGACUGUUCUUCAGUUUGAGUAUUUAAACUGUGUGAACAUUUUAGUGUACAUCUAUGAUGUUUGAGUCUGACAUCGCCUUCAUCUCUUUUGAGAAUGAAAGUCUGGUGUAACAACUCAGCCACUCACUCUUGUAGCACACCCUCGUAAGGGAGGAAUACUGAAAUCCCCACAGAACGUCAUAAUUUCAGUUUCUUGCAAAUAAAUGGUGUCAAGGUGCAGUUGGCUGGGUUUUUCCUCACCACACAUAUUCCAUCCAAACUGAUGGUUUCCUGUUGUGGCGUUAGGGUAUCUCACUUUGAGAGUUUUUAUGUGUCAAUUCAGUUACUGACAGUAACAGACUUGGACUUUCCAGUAAAUGGAGUUUAUUAUUUAAUGUUUUAAUAGGAAUCUAGGUAUGUGGUUUGUGGCUUUGGACCUUGAGACAUAUGUGUGUAUAUUUAAUAAUUAUUAUUUUUAAUUUUAUUACAUGUUACAUAUUUUAAUACAAAUCUAAGGGUUAGGAAUUGUAUCCUCACUGGGGUAACCUGUGGUACAAAUGUGUGUUAACAUGGUACUGUAAGAACCUUAGUCAAAGUGUCAUUGUACAGUGUGUCAUAAAUAAAAUCCCUGGCCACAA
Messenger RNA from Perca flavescens (yellow perch), 2815 nucleotides. RefSeq names its product tumor necrosis factor receptor superfamily member 1A. Gene Ontology annotation, biological process: signal transduction. Gene Ontology annotation, cellular component: plasma membrane. Lineage: Eukaryota; Metazoa; Chordata; Actinopteri; Perciformes; Percidae. The record is from RefSeq and is a predicted model, not a curated record. Gene Ontology annotation, molecular function: protein binding. Bases 192 to 1460 code for a protein of 422 amino acids. The transcript has 10 exons.